AUGUCUAACCCACCUACAUCCAGUACUGGCUCCAGUGCCCUGUUUAGUAGCACCAAUACUAGUGGAAAUAGCCCCUUUAGUGCCCCGAGUACAAACACCAGUGUAAACUCGGGGUCUGGCUUUUCUUUCGCAAGUGCAGCCUCUGGUGCAACUAGUGGGCCACCAAGCGGAGGGCCUAUGUUCGGUGGUGCGGCUCCCGGCGCAAGUACUCCGAGGCCUACGUUCGGCGGAUCCAACCCGAAUCCGUCUGGGAGCUUGCUCUUUGGUGCCUCGUCCGCUACCCCUACAUCUACACCUGCCCCAGGUGCCAUGUUUGGUAAUAAGCCUCCUGGCGGCCCUUCGUUUGGAGGCGCCCAAACUCCUGCUGGAAAUCCGUUUGGUGGUGGUGCCUCAACUACCCCUGCUGGACCUCCUCCCGGAUCGGUCCCAAAAAAUUUGUUUGCAGGAGGUACCGUUGGCAGUGGCGGGGUUUUCGGUGGUGGUGCUGGUGGGCAAAAUAUGGGUCAGCCAUCUGGUAGCGGUGGUGGGCUCUUUGGGGGGCAGUCACAACAGGCUGGUCAGACGCCAAAGCCAAUGUUUGGAACUGGUGCGGCGGCUACAUCUGCUCCGUCAUCUGGCGGUCUUUUCGGGUCUGCACCUGCGACAGCAGCUUCCAGUGGUGGCAUAUUUGAUGGUGCACGGGCUCAACAAGCCGCCGGCUCCUCAACACCGGCUACCAGCGGACCCGCAGAGCAGAAGCCAGGCGGUCUUUUUGGCGGCGCUGCCGGCUCAUCUACGACGCCAGCAUCAAAACCUCCUGCUUCGGGUUUUUUUAGCGGCGCUCCUUCAAGUUGUAAGUGUUACACUUUGCUUUUCCACGCUGUGCCGGGACAGUGGGGUGCAGUCCCCCGUUCGGUUAGCCGGUGCUAAUAGCAAUUGCUUCCGACUAGCAACAACCCCAGCAGCUCCGGCGGCUUCAACCCCUCAGGCUUCAUUGUUUGGUGCACAGGCGUCUACGCCCGCCGCUCCCCCAGCAUUUGGUGCCGCUCCAGCCAAAGAUGGUGCGUCCCAAGCAUCAACGCCAGGUCUAUUCGGAAAUGCCCCGACUUCUGGGAUAGCUCCCAGUGCGUCGUCAGCCUCAGCCAACCCCCCGCCCCCUUCUGGCACAGGCCCCCUCCCACUGUUUGGAGGCACCCCGGCACCGACCGGGACCGGCACUCCACCCCUGUUCGGUAACACUCCUAAGCCUCCUGGCACUCCUGCUUCAUCUGCCUCCCCGGCUCCUGGGGCUCUAUUCGGAAAGCCCCCGACCAGCUCUGGACCUGCUACAAGCACCCCAACCACCUCAGUACCAGCCGCCCCAAAUCCUGCACCCGGUGGGCUCUUUGGCAGUGCUACCCCUGCUACCCCUGCCGCUCCAGCCCCUACACAAAGCACCACUGCAGGAGCGGUAUCUGGGCCCUCUAGUCAGUCUAACAUGCUAGGGGCCUCUAUCCCAGGCGCAACCAUGCUGCCUCCUCCUCAGUCCAGGUUGAAGAACAAGUCUAUGGAGGAAAUUAUCAACCGUUGGACCAGCGACCUCGAGAAGUACAAAGCCGAAUUCGUUCAACAAGCAGGCGAUAUCAAGAAAUGGGAUAACAUCCUUAUUGAGAAUGGGGAAAAGAUAACAAACCUAUUUUCCGAGACUUUGGAGGCAGAGAAGACACAAGGAAGGAUGGAUACUGUUUUACAACAACUCGAGAGUGAUCAGGAGGAAUUGGGAACUGCACUAGACUACUAUGAGGCUCAAAUUAAGGAUCUUUUCGAAGCUCAGAUGGGGGGUGUCGAAGGGAUGCAGCCCGCUGAUCAGGAGAGAGAGAAGGCCUAUCACUUGGCUGAGAAAUUGAAUGAUCAGCUGGCGGGCAUGGGUAGUGAACUUGGUGGAAUGAUUAAAGAGAUCAAUAAAGCAAGCACCACUAUCAACAAAACUACCAACGCCGAUGAUCCGGUAGGCAUACGCCUUGCCCUAUAAAAUGAUUCAGAGCACUAAUUAUGGCAUAGCUUUCUCAAAUUGUCAAAAUUCUUAACGACCAUCUCUCGAGUCUGCAAUGGAUUGAUUCUCAUACCAACUCUAUGGUUAGUAAAUUCACAGUGUUUUCCACUGAUCUUAACGCUAAUGAACCUCUCUCAAGGCCGAGAAAAUCCAUGAAGCUCAGAAGAAGGCGAGGGAUAGUGCAAAUGGUGCUUUGGGGGGCGAUGAGGAUUACUUUCCCUCAUCCUCUUAUAGAAGCAUGAGGUAAAUGUCUACUGCGGUGUUACAAAAAUUAAGGGGCAUUACUAUGAUAACUGGGGCCCUUCAAGUCUUUUUCCUUUUGUCCUUGUUUUCCUCUACUUUCAAACUGGGUUCUGUAGAGAGCAUACCGUGGUUGGGAUUUUAUUUUAUUUUUACUAUUUCUAUUGCUUUUUUCCACUGGAUUGUGCCCAAAAUGUAUUCUACCCUAGCUAUGGUGCGGCUUCUUUUUAUGCAAGGAAAUGCUCGAGUAUUCGUGAAAUUAGUUUGUGUG
This is a messenger RNA of Tuber aestivum (summer truffle), 2522 nucleotides long. The record is from the annotation of a GenBank genome assembly. Lineage: Eukaryota; Fungi; Ascomycota; Pezizomycetes; Pezizales; Tuberaceae.